GUAUGGGGUAUAGUAGGGGUCACAGGUGAUUGGCGUGUUGAUGUAUCUACUUGGAACUGCUUAAAUACAUACAUAAGAAGUUCACCUCGGAUGUCGUUUGCGCUGUUGAGCCCAACGACUUGCUCUUUGCCCACAUAUUUAAAAAGGAUCAUUUCGAUUGGGUGCACUCCAUACCAAAGUCGUGGAUUGUUGACAAGUAUUCUAGCAGGCUGUUCUGAUGUAUCUCAGUACCAAGGAUCAAGAUAAAUUGCUGCUCACGACCACCGGGUUCCUGGCACAGAGGAGACUGGCUAGAGGAGUCCGACUCAAUUUGUCAGAAGCGACGGCCCUGAUAGCUUGUGUUUUACAGGAGUUGAUCCGGGAUGGCCAAUCGUCGGUUGCCCAUGCUCAUGCAGGUCGGAAAAGAAAUCUUGGGUUUCCGUCAUGUCCAGCCCUCCGUGCCCGGCUGCUUGUCCGAUGUCCAAGUCGAGGGAACUUUCCCGGAUGGGACCUUCCUUGUAACCGUUCAUUCGCCGAUUUGCAGUCCGAGUGGUCGGGAGCCGCAUCUUUCGCUGGCGCUCUACGGCUCUUGCAUCACCCCUGAUCCCGACGUGUUCUUUGAUCAUGUCCAGCCGUCCUUGGAGCAUGAUCUACCGGGGGCGAUUGUGGUCCAACGCCCGACUGAUUCCUCGACCUCACAGCACAUUAGCCUCAACGUUGGCCGAGCGCGAAUAAGGAUAAAGGUCACCAAUACUGGCGACCGACCUAUUCAAGUCGGCUCGCAUUAUCAUUUUUCCCUCACCAAUCCAGCCUUGAGAUUUGAUCGCAAAAUCGCUCUGGGUCAUCGUCUCGAUAUCGCUGCAGGCACUUCGGUUCGCUUCGAGCCUGGUGACCAACGAAUGGUCACUAUGGUCGAGAUCGCUGGGAGUGGUCUAGUAACCGGCGGCAAUGGUCUGGAAGGCCAGAUUUUGCAGAAAGAUGAUUCCCUCGCCGUUGCAGCGCUCAUUGACAGUUUGGUAGCCAAAGGUUUUGAGCAUGAACCAGCUAUCCACGUUGAGAGACCUCUUAAAGCAUUUGAGAUGUCAAGGGAGGCGUACGCUAACAUGUUCGGACCAACAACGGGUGAUAAAGUUCGUCUCGCAGAUACAUCCCUUUGGGUCGAAGUUGAGUAUGACCACACCUGCUAUGGCGAAGAGCUCAAGUUUGGCGGAGGCAAAGUGAUCAGAGAAGGCAUGGGUCAAGCUACAGGUCGGCGGGAUGCUGAGACAUUGGAUACAGUGAUCACUAAUGCGCUAGUUUUGGAUUGGUCUGGAAUCUACAAGGCAGACUUAGGCAUCAAGGAUGGCCGAAUCUCAGGGAUCGGAAAAGCUGGAAACCCCGAUAUUCAGGCGGGCGUCUCUGAUCAGAUGGUCGUUGGUGUGAAUACUGAAGUGAUUGCCGGGGAAGGAAUGAUCGUAACGGCAGGUGGGAUUGAUGCUCACGUCCAUUUCAUAUGUCCCCAGCUAUGUCCGGAAGCCCUCUCGAAUGGUAUUACAACUUUAAUCGGCGGUGGUACUGGCCCCGUCGCUGGAACCAACGCAACCACUUGUACGCCAUCCCGAACCUUGAUUAGAAACAUGCUUUUGUCGACUGAUGAUGUACCCAUGAAUAUCUUACUAACGGGAAAAGGUAACGACUCUAAGCCGGAAGGAUUGGUGGAUCAAGUCUAUUCGGGAGUAGGUGGCUUGAAGUUACACGAGGAUUGGGGUUCCACUCCGGGCGCGAUUGAUUCUUGUUUGAGUGUUUGCGAACAAUACGACAUUCAGUGCAACAUUCACACAGACACGCUUAAUGAAUCAGGUUUUGUCGAAGAUACAAUCAAGGCAUUCAAAGACCGUGUGAUACAUACAUAUCAUACCGAAGGUGCAGGGGGAGGCCAUGCUCCAGACAUUAUCGUCGUCUGUGGCAAGGAUAAUGUGCUUCCGUCAUCAACAAAUCCGACCAGACCGUUUACCAACAAUACUCUCGAUGAACACCUCGACAUGCUGAUUGUCUGUCACCAUCUUGACAAAUCGAUUCCGGAAGACAUCGCGUUUGCCGAAUCUCGUAUCCGCGGUGAGACGGUCGCCGCUGAGGACGUCUUACAUGAUCUUGGUGCCCUUUCAAUAAUCAGCUCAGAUUCACAAGCGAUGGGAAGGAUUGGCGAGGUGAUUAGUCGGACUUGGAGGACGGCUUCCAAAAUGAAAGAUUUCAAAGGUUUCUUGACUGAGGAAGAAAAACUUCGUGGGAUUGAUAAUGAUCGCGUGAAACGCUAUAUUGCAAAGUAUACCAUCAAUCCUGCGAUUGUCCACGGUAUUUCCCAGGAGGUUGGGGACAUUUCGGUAGGGAAGCUUGCGGAUCUUUGUAUUUGGAAGCCUGAGAAUUUCGGGGUCAGGCCAGAACAGAUCAUCAAAGGAGGCUUUGUCGUAUGGUCACAGAUGGGCGAUGCGAAUGCGUCUAUUCCAACGGUUCAGCCCACUUACGGAAGACCCAUGUGGGCUUACCAUCCGAGCACCAUUGGUCAAACUUCUCUAGCGUUUGUUUCUGAAAUCUCAAUCUCAUCUGGGAUCACGCCUUCGUACGGCCUGAAAAAGAAGUUGGUGGCCGUCAAAGGCUGCCGAAAAGUUAGGAAGACGGACAUGAAGCUCAAUGAUUACUGUCCUAAUAUUACGGUUGAUCCUGAGACUUACCAAGUGGCCAUCGAUGGAGUGGAGUGCACGGUUGGAGCAGCGCUUACUUUACCACUCACACAGGCGUACCAUUUUUUCUGAGCAAAGCCUAAUUGGUCUCUUUCUUUAUCUAUGUCGAUUUUUGUACCAUCAAUCUGGCUUCCAGCUUGACUACGGUCUCAUCUUGCAGUUUACUUAAACCAACAAAAAGAAACAAACUCUGAUGUGUUUCAAUUUCAGUCGUAGUAUCCUUUCAUAGUCGUAAAAUGUAUCAAUGCUCUUGAAUAAUUUCAAUUCGGCUUUUAUUGUUUUGUUUUUGAAAAAGCCAAAAUGUAUUUUGAUGGCCAACUGCACUGACAUACUUCCG
Puccinia graminis f. sp. tritici CRL 75-36-700-3 is the source of this 3033-nucleotide messenger RNA. RefSeq names its product urease gamma subunit. Gene Ontology annotation, biological process: urea catabolic process. The transcript has 15 exons. NCBI's taxonomy places the organism in Eukaryota, Fungi, Basidiomycota, Pucciniomycetes, Pucciniales, Pucciniaceae. Gene Ontology annotation, molecular function: urease activity; nickel cation binding. Gene Ontology annotation, cellular component: urease complex. The record is from RefSeq and is a predicted model, not a curated record. Bases 363 to 2768 code for a protein of 801 amino acids.